AUGUGUAAACACAUACUCAACGCCCAGGUUUCGAUCCGCUCGCCGUGCUGCAAACAAUGGUUCGACUGCGCCGAAUGCCACGCCGAAACGCAAGACCACACCCUCAAACAAACGAUGGAGAUGGCUUUCGCCUGCAAAAAGUGCAAAAAGUGCUUCCGCAAAGACAUGACCGAAUUCGAGGACAGCGACGAGUACUGUCCCCACUGCGACAACCACUUUGUGAUUGAGGCCAAAGAGCCCAAGGCGAGAUUGGAGGUUGAGGGCGAGGAUAUCAGAAAAGAUGCAAGGAUGAUCAAGGAUGAGAGGAUCAAGCCCAAGGAAGACUUGACCAUCUGGGACGAUGAGCUGGAGGCCGCGAGGCUUGGGUAG
This is a messenger RNA of Sphaerulina musiva SO2202, 369 nucleotides long. RefSeq lists its product as uncharacterized. Gene Ontology annotation, biological process: protein import into mitochondrial intermembrane space. The record is from RefSeq and is a predicted model, not a curated record. The transcript has 2 exons. NCBI's taxonomy places the organism in Eukaryota, Fungi, Ascomycota, Dothideomycetes, Mycosphaerellales, Mycosphaerellaceae. Bases 1 to 369 code for a protein of 122 amino acids. Gene Ontology annotation, molecular function: zinc ion binding. Gene Ontology annotation, cellular component: mitochondrial intermembrane space.